AUGUACCCGAGGUGCACACCUCCACAAAGUCCUUCCGAAGACGACGCAGAGGAAGGACUGGACAUUACUCCUCCCAAUCCCGACACGCCGUAUUACCAUCACCUCCAUGUUUUAGCAUCUACUCAGUCGGAGACAGAAGCAUGGGCAUCCUACACCCAGCUCUUGAGGCUUCCCACUCCCGAGAGCUUCCCGCCGGAUGUCCCAAUCACACUUCCGAACCUCCACCGACUCUGUCGUCUGCUGUCUCGCAGCAAACCAAAAAAUCGGACAGUCUUCUUACGAUUACUCUCUGUUAUGUACCUGAUAUAUCGGUCCGGGGGACAACUCCAAGUUUUUCAUUGGAACGCACUCAUAGAUUGCGCAGGAAAGGGAUUGCGGAAGCCAAGGAUGGAGGAUUUCAAGUUGGCUCUCGACGUUUUUACGGACAUGAUCACUGGGAAGCCCCCGGGCGCAACUUACUCUCCUAGCGAGUACCGUGUCAUGCCAGGUUUGGGUCAGCCUAUCCAGCCCGAUAUCGUCACAUACACCACCCUUCUUAAUAUCGCUGCGAAGACCUUACAGGGUCAUGCCCUGCGCCAAGCCACCUCGCUCUUACGAUCGUCCGGGCUUUCUCCAAAUCGAAUAACCCAUCUCUGCCUCAUGGCAUACUAUACUUCCACCAGGGAUCUAAAUGGCGUUCGAAGUACCCUGAUUCAGAUGCAUUCCAGAGGGCUUGAACUUGGCAUAGACGGUGUUAAUGCUUGUAUGUGGGCUUUUGCUCACAGACGUCUGGAUAUCGUCAGGGAUGUGUAUCGUGUUCUCCGACACUCGAUAUUUCCUGAGCCGAAUGUCGAGGAGAUCGUGUCUUUGAAACAAAAGCUGCAGGAGGAGGAAACAAUAAUCAUACCUGAGGGAAUGCGGCCGAACGAGAUAACUUUCACGUCGAUGAUUCAGUGCAUGUCUUAUAAUGGGGAUCUCGAUACCGCAUUAGAUGUUUUCUACGACAUGAUGACCACGGACAACGUCGAAGUGGGUGCAGCUCUUCAGCCCGAUGCAGAUGGGGUAUUAAAGCCGGCACCGUACAACGCCACACACGCUAUUUACCGUGCCCUUUUCCUUGGUUUCGCGCGACAUGGAGAUCACAUGGUAGACGGAUUAGCGUCUAGAUUGCAGCAAAAACGACCAUGGUCCCUCGACGCGCUGCAGAUGAUAUAUGACACCUUUAUCAUUAUGCCUGGUGAUGACGUCCCCACCAAGACUACCAUCUAUUGGCUUAUGGUCGCCUUCAACAAGGUUUCGGGUCAGGAUUUAGUGUGCAUGCGACAGGUCUGGACCGAGAUGGUGGAAAGGUUUCACGGACCGUGGGGAGGACCGGACAAUCGGUUGCAGCGAAUGCAUCGUUCUCUGGCUCUGCCAGAUGAGGAAGCGAAGAGAUACCUUCAAGAGCUGGAACACUAUAGCGAUAACAGCGGGGGUUGGCGGGAAAGUGACUGGCUAUAG
Messenger RNA from Desarmillaria tabescens, 1479 nucleotides. RefSeq lists its product as uncharacterized. The record is from RefSeq and is a predicted model, not a curated record. Lineage: Eukaryota; Fungi; Basidiomycota; Agaricomycetes; Agaricales; Physalacriaceae. Gene Ontology annotation, molecular function: protein binding. The transcript has a single exon. The coding region runs from base 1 to 1479 and encodes 492 amino acids.